AUGGAGGCCUCCAAGGAGACCUUUAGAUCUUUAUCAGCCACGACUGAGCUGUUGCAGGAGGUGCUCAGCACCACCACAGCGCUGGCGCGAUGCGGCGCCCCGGGGUCUUUGCGCGACACCCACGCGGCGGCCCUGUGCGCGCUGGCCGUGGUGGUGGGCAAGACUUCAAUGGCCGAGGACAACAUCUCUGCGCUGCGCAAGGGCGUGCGCGCGUCCACGCGGCGGCUGCAGCGGGGCCGGGCUGGCGGUGCAGCCGAGGCACCAACAAUUGCGGACAUUGUCGGCCGCAAAACCUUCGCCGGCCUCGACGCCGCCACCGCCGCCAUGCUGGACGCCGCCGCCGCGCCCGUUGGAGUUUGCGGGAUGUGA
Molecule: messenger RNA, 369 nt
Organism: Monoraphidium neglectum
Lineage: Eukaryota; Viridiplantae; Chlorophyta; Chlorophyceae; Sphaeropleales; Selenastraceae
Exons: 5
Coding region: 1-369 (122 amino acids)
Source: RefSeq, a predicted model, not a curated record